AACUUCAUCAAGUACAGGCUAUUCUCAACCAUCCGGUAUUGAAAUACAAAGAAAUACAUGCAGUCAGAUGGCUUUCUUGCUAUGAGGCGGUCGAAGCGCUAUACAGAACUAUUGAUCCAUUGUUGUCAUAUCUGCAUCAGAGGGUUGCUGCCAAAGAUCCUAAAUCAAAGGGGCUUCUUAAAAAAAUGGCUUCCACACAAUUUGUGUACAUAACAUACUUAAUGAUGGAUGUCUUACCUAUAGUCAUGAAGCUGUGUUUGAAAUACCAGGAAAAGAGCCUAGACAUUGGACAGGCAAAGGUUGCCUUGAAUGGUUGUGUAGGAGACUUAACAGCUUUGAUGGAAGGCAGGCAGUUGUACAGCACUCACAUAGAGAAGUACUCCAGUGAUGUAGUCCAGGUUGAUGGGCGCUUUGAAUACAAGGGACAUUUGUUGACCAAUUCUACAUUAAACCUAGAUGGCAUAAAAAAGAAAUUUCUGGACUCUCUUCUGAAUAAUAUUAAUAAAAGGUUUCCACAAAAGCAACUACUUGAUGCCUUCUUUGUGUUGUGUUUGAGAACUAUUAAUGUUGACAGUGAUCCCAACUUUGGAGACUCUGAGAUUGAACUUUUAUUAAAUCAUUUUGGUGAAGAAAAGACUUAUGGUGAUGUGACAUCUCCAGCACUUCUUAACAAAGAUAUAGUUCGAAAGGAAUGGCGUCUGGUGAAGGAAAUUGUGCGGUCCCUUAAGUAUCCUGUUGAUAGUUUCAAGGUUCUUUGGCGUCUCCUGACAGAAAGUCAUGCUAAAGAAGUACCUAACAUGAUUAAGCUGGCUCAGUUUGCAGCUGUUCUUCCUCUACAUACAGCUGACUGUGAGAGAGUCUUUUCACAGCAGAACAAAAUCAUAACUAAACACAGAUGCAAGCUGUCUGCUGACAACCUGGAUAAACUUCUGAAAAUCCGCCUUGCUACUGAAGAAUUAAACUUCCAGGAAGUCUUACGGCUGUGGAAACAGAACAAAAACAGGCGCAUAUUCAAAAAGUGAAAGUCAAAUCUAAUCAGUUGAGAGAAAAUACAACAGAUACAUAUAUAAAA
Ruditapes philippinarum (Manila clam) is the source of this 1072-nucleotide messenger RNA. RefSeq lists its product as uncharacterized. Gene Ontology annotation, molecular function: protein dimerization activity. The record is from RefSeq and is a predicted model, not a curated record. The coding region runs from base 186 to 1022 and encodes 278 amino acids. Lineage: Eukaryota; Metazoa; Mollusca; Bivalvia; Venerida; Veneridae. The transcript has 5 exons.